Scedosporium apiospermum is the source of this 1026-nucleotide messenger RNA. RefSeq lists its product as uncharacterized. Lineage: Eukaryota; Fungi; Ascomycota; Sordariomycetes; Microascales; Microascaceae. The transcript has 3 exons. Bases 1 to 1026 code for a protein of 341 amino acids. The record is from RefSeq and is a predicted model, not a curated record.
AUGGGGACCAUGUACGACUCAAGGACCUUUGUGCACGAGGCAUCCUAUCCGUCCAUGACGGAGAUGGACCACGACCACGACCACGAUCGGCCUGGAGACGGCGAUGGCACCGACAGAUUCGGCGAGACUGAUGUUUCCGAGCUUGCCAACUAUAACCCGACUCCAUCGUCACUUCUAGCGCCCGAACGAACAUCCUUGGAUGAUUCCGAAGAGGCCCGAUCCAUCCUGCUCCAGGGCAGUUCGCGCUUAGAGCUUCCUCCGACCUCUCCUCAAUCCGUGAUACCUUCUUUGGCGCCCGAGUUGGCGAAGCUUACCACCGACCCGGGAGCUUCUGUCGCGCCAGGCCUUGCGCACGACAUCGCGACUCAGCUUGCGCCUGCCCUCGGUUCUGCGACCUUGCCCCCCUCGACACCGACAAUGACCGCCAUGAUUGAUACAAGGACGAGGUCGAUUGUGUCUUCACGUACCAAGUCGAAUCCGGCCGCUGCUGCGCGCUUGAAGCUUAUUGCAAAGCCCGAUCGUGAAGUGACCAAAGGGCCUGGAGGCAGGUUCUAUUGCACUGUGGAAGGAUGUACGGAAGUUCCAGAUGGCUUCAAGCGUCGCUCAAACACAUGGAUAAGCACGAAAGACCAUAUCGAUGCGAGCACGACAGCUGCGAGAAAUUGCCCGGAUUCACUUAUUCAGGUGGCUUAUGGCAAAGGCUUCUCGAGACAGGAAAACUUGAACGAGCAUCUGCGCCGAGUCCACACCGACGCCACCUCCCCUCCCGAAGACGGCCAUCCGAUUACCAGCGAUAAUGACAGUGAGCGUGGCCAGAAGCGGAAGCGACUGUUCAGCGACUCGGCGGACAAGGGUGACGAGGACAUGAACUUGCUCGAUGUGGUGAAGCGUCUACGCCAAGAGAACCAAGAAUUGCGGGAGGCUCUGCAACAGCAGCGCGAAACGCAAAUCACGAUGGUGGCUCAGAUUGCCGAUCUGCAAGGCGCGUUGCAGCUUAACGGGGCAAAUAUGAGCACCUCUGGCUAG